UACCCCACGCCUGUUUUACGGCUACCGUUCUGUGAGGGAAACUUUGUCUUGUUUGCUGUGACGAGGUACGAGAUGGAAUGAUAGUACCCCACGCCUGUUUUACGGCUACCGUUCUGUGAGGGAAACUUUGUCUUGUUUGCUGUGACGAGGUACGAGAUGGAGUGAUAGUACCCCACGCCUGUUUUACGGCUACCGUUCUGUGAGGGAAACUUUGUCUUGUUUGCUGUGACGAGGUACGAGAUGGAAUGAUAGUACCCCACGCCUGUUUUACGGCUACCGUUCUGUGAGGGAAACUUUGUCUUGUUUGCUGUGACGAGGUACGCGAUGGAAUGAUAGUACCCCACGCCUGUUUUACGGCUACCGUUCUGUGAGGGAAACUUUGUCUUGUUUGCUGUGACGAGGUACGAGAUGGAAUGAUAGUACCCCACGCCUGUUUUACGGCUACCGUUCUGUGAGGGAAACUUUGUCUUGUUUGCUGUGACGAGGUACGCGAUGGAAUGAUAGUACCCCACGCCUGUUUUACGGCUACCGUUCUGUGAGGGAAACUUUGUCUUGUUUGCUGUGACGAGGUACGAGAUGGAAUGAUAGUACCCCGCGCCUGUUUUACGGCUACCGUUCUGUGAGGGAAACUUUGUCUUGUUUUUGUUAUUUGUCAAUCACACUUAACAAUCCAGGAAGUUUGAUGAAAUUUAAAGAUUCUAAAGUUUUAGGAAAAUAAAUGAGCAGACUUUACCAUUCGUAGGAGCUAGAAGCAUUGAAAGGUGAUUGAACCGUGGUACUAAUCUUAGAGAUGUAUCUUUCUAUUCUAAAACAACCGGAACUAUCCUCCGUGGACUGAUAUGCCCCCCCCCCCUUCCUGCACCCUACCCGUACAAUGUGUACAAUGGACUGGGUCAUACAUCAAGGUAGUGGAUGACAGUCAUAUAUACACUCGUACUGUGAAUCAAAGUAAAGAGGAAAUCACUCAUAAUCAAACACAAUUUUCCUACACUGUAUAUCAGAAUGUGACAUUCAUCAUUUACAAGGUCAAAAGCCUGACUAAAGUCAAGAAAACCGGUGCCAACAAGUUUCCCCUUUGUCCAUUUCAUGUAACCAGUGACCUGUAAUUUUCGCGAAAGCUGUUUGGCAAUAAAGAGAUCGUAUGUAUACCGCUACAUGUUUUUCUAAAUGUUUUGAUAUUGGUAAAAUAGAAAUGGGUCUAUAAUCAUUGGGAUCUAAUCUCGACGUUCAGAUACAAGUCAACGAUGUUCUCUUUAUUAACAAUAUUCACUUUCAUUCUUGCGUCCAUUUGUUACAUCCCAUUGAACUCAUAAUAAGACAGCACAGUCUUCUAUACCUGCUUCAUAUUUGAGAGGAUGUUCUGCGUAUGAUCAAUUUUUAAAUCGAGGGAGGCUACUAACAAGAGGCGACCUUACGUAAUGCUGGGAGGCGCAUGUCAAAAUGAUCACAAGACAUUUGAAGAAUAUUACGACUUAGGCGGUGGCGUGAAAAUUUAUUCUCGCAAAAGUUGGGAAGCUAGGGCACCAAAGCAGUUUCAGAGUUUUCAGAAGCCAGCCAGCUUCUUUUUCAUCCAUCACACUGAUGGCAGCUUGUGCUAUGAAUUCCACUCCUGCGUCACCACGUUAAAAGAGAUACAACAUUUUCACAUGGAUACGAGAGGAUGGGAUGACAUUGGAUACAGUUUCCUAGUUGGACAGGACGGCAAUAUUUAUGAGGGGCGUGGCUGGGAUCACGUUGGUGCGCACACUUUGCAUUAUAACACAAGUGGAUACGCAGCCUCCUUUAUGGGAAAUUUCAUGACACACCCACCAAAUGAUGCAUCGCUUACUGCGGUUAAGAAGUUAAUAGACUACGGAAUCAGCCAGGGAUAUAUUGCCGCUACAUAUAAGCUGUAUGGACACCGUGACGUGGGAAACACAGCAUGCCCAGGCGAUGCUCUGUAUCCAAUCAUUCAAACGUGGCCACACUACACUCACACCAAACCCGAGAACAGUCUAUUAAAGCUAACGUGAAUUAUUCCGUACAGUGUUUGACUUUCUGUUCGCGUUACAUUGUUAGUCAUGUGGCAAGAAAAUGCGUAUUACAGAUUUUAUUAAAUAUGUUUCGUCUGUU
Molecule: messenger RNA, 2112 nt
Organism: Ostrea edulis (European flat oyster)
Lineage: Eukaryota; Metazoa; Mollusca; Bivalvia; Ostreida; Ostreidae
Product: peptidoglycan-recognition protein SC2-like
Exons: 4
Coding region: 1419-2012 (197 amino acids)
Biological process (GO): peptidoglycan catabolic process; innate immune response
Molecular function (GO): zinc ion binding; peptidoglycan binding; N-acetylmuramoyl-L-alanine amidase activity
Source: RefSeq, a predicted model, not a curated record